This is a messenger RNA of Myzus persicae (green peach aphid), 877 nucleotides long. Its product is annotated as transmembrane protein 223. Gene Ontology annotation, cellular component: mitochondrion. Gene Ontology annotation, biological process: nervous system development. Lineage: Eukaryota; Metazoa; Arthropoda; Insecta; Hemiptera; Aphididae. The coding region runs from base 130 to 822 and encodes 230 amino acids. The record is from RefSeq and is a predicted model, not a curated record. The transcript is spliced from 3 exons.
AUCGACAAAUAAUUUUAUAUUUUUAUGUCUGCGUGUUUUCUAUUGUAGCUUGUUAAUUUAUAUUUUGUAUUUUUAUUUAGAACAGUAUACAUCGUGUAGUCACUACUGUUUAAUUAAUUUCCGAUACUAAUGACGUUUCAACGAGUAUUAAAUUUUUUACCUUGUCUACGAUGUGUUACGUUCAAUCGAACGUUUAACACUUUCGAUAUAUUGCACAAAAAUCAAUUGGACAAAUUUAAAUAUUUCAAUAAGAGACACUUCAAUGAACAAUCGAUAUUUAAUUUAAAUACUAAUGUUCCGAAGGAUGUAAUUCUAUACAAAUCAUCUAGCGACAAAACAUACAAAAUGAUCAGCGUGUUUUCUAUAGUUCAGUUUGGUUUUUGGCUUACAGUAGCAGAUUCUUACAAUGUCUUAUUGAAUAAAGAGCCUGACAAUAAUGUAAACCAUCAGCCAAUAUCGUGGGUAGAUAAAAUCAAAUCUCGAGGAAAAAUAGCAACACUAGGCAUUCCCAUAGCCUGUUUAUGUAUGGGUACAAUGUUAAUAGCUAUAUGCUCUGUCUACACUAUGAAAUCUGUGAAAAUGUUGGUUUUGUGUAAAGGAGGCGAUCGUUUGAGUAUAACAUCUUUUGGUUUUUUCAAUAGAAAUAUAACAACAACCAUACCUCUUGAAACAGUUAGCUGUGCGGUUGGGAGAAAUUCGAGUGGUCAAAGUAUACCAUUGAAAGUCAAAGGGAAAUGGUUUCACUAUACAUUAGAUAAAAAUGGCAAAAUUUAUAAUCCCAAAUUAUUUGAUUAUACUGCGGGUUUAAGUAGGAAUGUAUAAAUAUUUUGUUAUUACUUUAUUGCAUAGUACUAUACAUUUUGUAAUUAUGAUAGGU